AUGUCUGCACUCGAUGCCCAACCUGCACAUUCUCCCGUCACCGGCUUAGAAUCCAAUUUACCAACUCUUGAUAAGCUGGGUGCUACAGUUCCUCCCGACCUCGACGCUCAUGAAGUUGCGUCGGAGUGUUUCUGCGCGUUUUCGCAGCGAGUAUCGUCCAAUGACGUCGCGGGCGUCGUCCGUCUUUUCGCCGAGGAGGGAUGGUGGCGAGACCUACUUGCAUUAACAUGGGACUUCCGUACGUUUCAUGGAGCCGCGAAGAUCACCAGGUUCUUGGAGAAUCAGCUUCCGGCCAUGAAGCCAACGGCGUUCAAGCUAAAGAACGCUAGUUUACUGCGGCCGUACCCCGACCUCGUAUGGCUCAUGGGGCUAUUCGACUUCGAGACAGAAGUGGGGAUUGGAAGCGGUAUCUUCCGUCUCGUUCCGACGUCGAGUGGGAUAUGGAAGGGUUAUACAAUGUUUACUAAUCUUGAAGAUCUGAAAGGAUUCCCAGAGAAGGUUGGGCCGUUUGCCGAAUCCGCAUCCAAUGGAGGCCUAUGGGAAACAGAGCGAGAACAUGCCAGGUCGUUUGCGGAGAGCGAUCCUGCAGUCCUCAUUAUUGGGGGUGGCCAGGGCGGGCUCACAGUUGCUGCGCGGCUGAAAUGCUUGGGUGUUUCCACCUUGGUGAUAGAACAGCAAGAUCGGAUCGGAGACAAUUGGAGGGAUCGGUAUGAAGCGCUUUGUCUAAAUGAUCCCGUUUCGAUGGCAACACAUGUCGAUCAGACCGACGGUAAAUGGGCUGUCACAGUACGAAGAAAGGACGGGGCUCAACGAGUCUUCCAUGUUGAUCAUGUGGUAUUGGCGAUUGGAUGGCACGGAGGUGUCCCGUAUAUUCCGGCCUUCCCGGGACGAGAUGAGUUUCGGGGACAAGUACUCCACUCCACCCAGCACCGUUCUGCUAGGGAUCAUGUUGGAAAGAAGGUAGUCAUUGUUGGUGCGGCUUCGUCAGCCCAUGAUAUCGCCGCCGAUUAUGCAGAACAUGGCGUAGAUGUCACCCUCGUCCAGAGAAACGCGACAUUUGUUAUGUCAACUACGUCAGGAAUACCACUCGUCGUCGGAUUGUAUCGCGAUGGUGGUGUCUCCACGGACGUCGCGGAUCGUUUGUCCAAUUCAAUGCCGGUGCUCUUGCAGAAUGAGGCAAAUGAUCGCAUCAUGGCUGCUAUUGCAGAUGCGGACAAGGACCUUUUGCACGGAUUGCGGAAAGUCGGAUUUAAAUGCGCCAUGGGGACGGAGGGCUCUAGUAUAGUGCACCUUAUUUAUCUUCGUGGAGGAGGCUAUUACUUAGACGUCGGUGCAUGCCAAAAAAUAAUUGACGGAGAGAUAAAGCUGAAGAACGACAGCCAAAUCGCUUAUUUCACCAAAACCGGAUUGAAAUUCGGGAAUGGAAGCGAGAUAGUCGCGGACGUCGUUAUCCUCGCAACGGGAUUCGAAAGCUCAGAGUCUGCUAUCAAGAAACUCGUUGGUUCGAAUAUUGCAUCCAAGAUGUCACCGAUCUGGAACUUAACUCCGGAAGGUGAACUUAGGGGCGUUUGGCGAUGGCUUGGAGUACCGAAUUUAUGGGUUGUGAUGGGUAGCUUGGCCAGAUGUCGGUUCCAUUCCAAGCACCUCGCGCUUCAAAUUAAGGCCGUUCAGGAAGGAGUGUACGGAAAGCGCUAUGAGGCCUGA
Messenger RNA from Fibroporia radiculosa, 1704 nucleotides. RefSeq lists its product as uncharacterized. NCBI's taxonomy places the organism in Eukaryota, Fungi, Basidiomycota, Agaricomycetes, Polyporales, Fibroporiaceae. Gene Ontology annotation, molecular function: N,N-dimethylaniline monooxygenase activity; NADP binding; flavin adenine dinucleotide binding. The transcript is spliced from 11 exons. The record is from RefSeq and is a predicted model, not a curated record. Bases 1 to 1704 code for a protein of 567 amino acids.